CUGUCCCGCCCCGUCGCCGCCGCCGCCGCCGCCCGCCAUGAACCGAUUCUUCGGGAAAGCCAAGCCCAAAGGGCCGCCGCCCAGCCUCACCGACUGCAUCGGCACGGUGGACAGCAGGGCCGAGUCGAUCGACAAGAAGAUCGCGAGGCUCGACGCGGAGCUGGUGAAGUAUAAGGAUCAGAUCAAGAAGAUGCGAGAGGGACCCGCCAAGAACAUGGUGAAGCAGAAGGCCCUGCGGGUGUUAAAGCAGAAACGGAUGUACGAGCAGCAGCGGGAUAAUCUGUCGCAGCAGUCUUUUAAUAUGGAGCAGGCCAAUUACACCAUCCAGUCUCUGAAGGACACCAAAACUACGGUCGACGCUAUGAAAUUGGGCGUGAAGGAGAUGAAGAAAGCGUACAAGCAAGUCAAGAUCGAUCAGAUCGAGGACAUACAAGACCAGUUGGAGGAUAUGAUGGAGGACGCAAACGAAAUUCAGGAAGCACUGAGCCGGAGUUACGGAACGCCGGAGAUCGACGAGGAUGAUCUGGAAGCGGAACUGGAUGCGCUGGGCGACGAGCUUUUAGCGGACGAAGACACCUCUUAUUUAGACGAAGCGGCGUCCGCCCCGGCCAUUCCGGAAGGAGCGCCUACCGACGCGAAAAACAAGGACGGCGUCCUGGUCGAUGAGUUCGGUUUGCCGCAGAUCCCCGCCACGUAGACCCGCGUCUCCGACCCGCACGUCAGCUGGCCGACCCCUUUAUGCGAUCGAACGGAAACGCUUUUGGAAACCGGGAAACGCUCCGCCUUUCUACGGCCACCGCAGCGUCUCUGACGUCUCCGUACCGAGGUCUCUUCGGCUGAAUUAUCGAUCGGGGG
Messenger RNA from Ornithorhynchus anatinus (platypus), 855 nucleotides. It is a transcript of the gene CHMP5, whose product is annotated as charged multivesicular body protein 5. NCBI's taxonomy places the organism in Eukaryota, Metazoa, Chordata, Mammalia, Monotremata, Ornithorhynchidae. Bases 38 to 697 code for a protein of 219 amino acids. The record is from RefSeq and is a predicted model, not a curated record. Gene Ontology annotation, cellular component: multivesicular body. Gene Ontology annotation, biological process: vesicle budding from membrane; late endosome to vacuole transport via multivesicular body sorting pathway. The transcript is spliced from 8 exons.